This is a messenger RNA of Suillus paluster, 1947 nucleotides long. RefSeq lists its product as uncharacterized. Lineage: Eukaryota; Fungi; Basidiomycota; Agaricomycetes; Boletales; Suillaceae. The record is from RefSeq and is a predicted model, not a curated record. The transcript is spliced from 8 exons. Bases 364 to 1863 code for a protein of 499 amino acids. Gene Ontology annotation, molecular function: methyltransferase activity.
GACGGGAUUCGGGAAGCUUACUCUUGCAUGCUUAUUGACAAGCGGACUCAAGCGAACGGCAUCUUUCCUAUCUUCGCGGCCCUGCAAGUCCAUGAAUGGUACAAACUUUCAUGGCAUGCUUGGAGAAGAUGCGGCCGUCAUCACCUCCCCAAAUUUUUCGAGGUAGAUCGUUUAUCAUGUUGCAGCUUGCUUCUACAUUGCUAACAUUCAAAACCCUUGUCCUAUUUCAACGAAUUUACAUCACAGGUCCUCCUACUUGCAUAUAAAUUGGCUCAUCUAUAACGACUAUCAUACAUAUGACCAUCGGCAUCCAUCAACAUCCUAGAUAAAAUCAUCCAUGCCCAUGCACCUUCUUCCAUCGUCAUGAACGUUAACGAUAGCCCCCACACGAACAUCGACGUCGCCCUACUUUCAAUGCCAAAAUGCAGGCGGCUUCCCAACGAGAUUAUUUCACCUUUGCAAUAUACAAACGACAUAGUGAAUUUUGAUCACUGGGAUCAUAUGUUUAUAACAAACUGUUGUAGGAGCUUGACGCUUUAUGAUUUUGACGGCCCUCCGUCUACAAUUCUCGAUCUUGGGUGUGGGCGCGGUCUUUGGGCCAUCGAAGCCGCCAGGCAAUGGCAGGGCAGCACAGUUGUUGGGUUCGAUAUCGAGUCCAGGCAACCACGUUUGAAUGUCCUCGAAAAGUCUGUUUCUCGUCGGCUGAGAUGGGUACAAGGCAAUCUGCUAGAACAGCUACCAUUCCUGCCUGGUCAAUUUGACUUCGUGAGGAUGGUCCGAAUGGGCCUACACAUCCCAGAGGAUGAGUGGCCAUCAGUUCUGGCGGAGAUCGCCCGCAUCCUCAAACCUGACGGUGUGUUCGAGGUUAUUGAAGAAGACCUACUAUUUCCAUGCCAAUCUCCACGAUCACAUGAUGUGACCUCCACCAGUGGACAGUCUUCCGGCAGCUCUACCCAGGGCUCAUUGGCAGAUACGGUGGUAACCGCAACUUCUUAUCACAAAUCUGUUUCCUCCCUCAAGGUCAAAAAUAAAAAUACCAGCCUAGAUACAUUUUCUGGACCUUCAUCCACGUCACUAUCUUCGUCAAGCUCACUAUCCUCCGUGCUGGAUGCCCAACUCAGGCAUCCAAAACCCCCAGAUCCGCAAGAUCACUCACGGCUUCAGCGAGCAUGGGAGGAGAUGCUCGACACAUAUUUCUUGUCGCCGCAACCACUCUCCGUCUUGCCACUGUAUCUCUCGCUAUCAUUCUCCAGUAUUCGGUCGCAUCCCCCACUGCAAAUUCCCUUACCACGCAACUCUUCGGAUAGACAACAGCUUACGAGUCAACAUUCGAUCUCGACUGUACAGCUUGAUCCCGCAACUCUUUUUGAGCUUCGAGCCUUAUCGGCCCAACCGGCAGCUGAAGCCGAUUACAGCUCUCGUGCUUCUGUGAUGACGGCAGGGGGUGAGCGGAGCAUGUCGUCAUGGGCAUGCAUGCAUCUCGCUAGGACCGUGCGCACAAUCGUGGGUUGUAAAGAGUCCAUCUGGAGUGCUUACGAACGAUUGUACGGCGAGGACCCCACGCCUCCAGUCGUCCGAACAACACAACAACAGAAGUCCAGCUGGUGCGACCGAACAUCUCCCACCAACCCUCUUCGCGAUUACUUUGAACGCGACUGGAUCAAUUGGGAAAACGACAUGGCAGAUCGCACCAGCAUACGGGGACGCAUGCGAGCGGAAUUAACGUGGUGCGAGCCGGUCGGUAAACCUCCAGAUUGGCGCCUGUGGCGUAAUUCUUUGCCCCAGGAAGAUGCGUGCUCUUAUCGAGAGGAAUCGGCUGAAUAUUGCCGGUGCCUUCGUGGCUUUGUAUGUUUUAAAUCUUAGGAUCAAUAUGUUAUGACCCGACGACGUUAUAUACCCCUUUAUUGCACACAAAUUUGCAUGUCUCAAUGCAUCAGUUGACAAAAU